GCCGACGCCCCCGGGGCCCCUCGAGCCCCGCGCCACCCCCAGCUCGUCGAGGAGCAGGUGGAGGACGUGGUCACCACGGCGACGGCCGUCAAGGUGAGCGAGAAGAGGCCCAGUGAGCUGGACGCGCGUCUGGACUCCCAGAGUUCCCCAGGGCAGCAGGACGGUGGCGGCGCGUGUCUGAGCGAUGCGAAGGAAGCGACCGACACGACGGACGAGCCCGCGGCAGCGCUGGUGACCGCAGCAGAACAGGAGAGCGCCGAGAAGCGUAGCGAGGAGGAGGAGCGCGGUGCAGCGAAGGCUCGGGCAGAAGCAGAACAGCGCGAGGCCGCCGAGAAGAAGCAGCAGGACGAUAACGAGGAGGUGGAGACCAAAGCCGUGGGCACUUCGCCUGACGGACGCUUCCUCAAGUUCGACAUCGAGAUCGGCCGGGGCUCCUUCAAGACUGUCUACAAGGGCCUCGACACGGAAACAACCGUAGAGGUGGCCUGGUGUGAACUACAGGACCGUAAGCUGUCCAAGUCGGAGCGGCAGCGCUUCAAGGAGGAGGCGGGCAUGCUGAAGGGUCUCCAGCACCCCAACAUCGUGCGCUUCUACGACUCCUGGGAGUCGCCCUCCAAAGGGCGCAAGUGCAUCGUCCUCGUCACCGAGCUCAUGACCUCCGGCACUCUCAAAACGUACCUGAAGCGCUUCAAGGUGAUGAAGAUCAAAGUGUUGCGUAGCUGGUGUCGUCAGAUCCUGAAGGGACUUCACUUCCUGCACACGCGCCUGCCGCCCAUCAUCCACCGCGACCUGAAGUGUGACAACAUCUUCAUCACGGGCCCCACCGGCUCCGUCAAGAUCGGGGACCUUGGGCUCGCCACGCUCAAGAGGUCCUCCUUCGCCAAGAGCGUCAUCGGUACCCCUGAGUUCAUGGCUCCUGAGAUGUACGAGGAGAAGUACGAUGAGUCGGUGGACGUGUACGCCUUUGGGAUGUGCAUGCUGGAGAUGGCCACUUCAGAGUACCCUUACAGCGAGUGCCAGAACCCCGCCCAGAUCUACCGCAGAGUGACCAGCGGGGUGAAGCCUGGUAGUUUUGAUAAGGUUGCCAUUCCUGAAGUCAAGGAGAUCAUCGAGGGAUGCAUACGACAGAAUAAAGAUGAGCGGUACUCCAUCCACAUCCUGCUGAACCAUGCCUUCUUCCAGGAGGAGACUGGUGUGAGGGUGGAGCUGGCCGAGGAGGACGAUGGGGAGAUGAUCGCCAUCAAGCUGUGGCUGCGCAUUGAAGACGUCCGCAAGCUCAAGGGCAAGUACAAGGACAACGAGGCCAUCGAGUUCUCCUUCGACCUCAACAAGGACGUGCCUGAAGAUGUGGCCCAAGAAAUGGUGGACUCUGGCUAUGUGUGUGAUGGCGACCACAAAACGAUGGCGAAGGCCAUCAAGGACCGCGUGUCUCUGAUCUUGCGCAAGAGAGAGCAGCGCAAGCAGGUGCGGGAGGCCCAGCUGGAGGCCCAGCGGAACCAGAACCACAACCAGAACCAGCCGGCAGCAGCAGCAGCAGCAGGGCAGCAGGGUCCGGCAGAACCGGAAGAGUCGGAACACGAGUUGCAGCUGCAGCAACAACAACAGCAGCAGCUGCAGUACCAGCAACCCAACAUCUCCAUGACCUUGGAGGGUGCUGCAGACAGCGGUCAGGGUUCGUCCAUCUUCUCUGAGGUGCACCUGGGUCAGGCCAUGUCCUACAGCGCUGUUCCCGCCCCCCAGCAGGGAUCUGGCCAACCACAGGGCUCGUUCCCGCCCUCCUCUGCCUCGCACAGCCAAUCGCUGCUGGCCCAGCAGCACGCAGCCUACGCGCAGCAGCCAAUGGCUCCUGUAUCUUCUUCUGCUCUCUCGGUGAACUCCAACUCCCAGCAUCCUCCAGCAGCAUCAGUGAUGUCCCCACAGCAGCAGCAGCAAGUACCCACCACUCAACCUGCCGUCUCUGUGGCAGUUCAACAGCAGCAGGCCAGCACUGCUGCCCAGAGCAACACACACGCUCCUGCAGUUCUGUCUUCUCAGCUGAGUGGCAGUGAGAGCCUCCCUCUGAUCUCACCCUCGCCCAGCAUUGAGCGCCUCUACUUCCUGUACCAGGCCGCUCACACCACCACACAGCGAGCUGCACUGCAGACCUGCACCAGUGCCCAUGCUCCGCCCACAAUGGCACACAUCGCCAGGACGACCGUACCCAUGACGACGUCUGCGGCUAUUGCUCCUCCGGCUCUUAAGGUUUCCAUGGCUACAGUGCUGUCGCAGCAGCAGCAGGCAGGGGCUCCGAUGCCGACCCCAAUAUCCGUUCCAGUCGUGACCCCAAUAUCCGCUCCAGUCGUGACCCCGAAACCAGUUCCAGUUGUGACUCCGAAACCACUACUGAUGUCGACCUCAAUACCAGUUCCGAUGUCUACUCCAAUACCAGUGACUACUCCAAUACCGGUUCCGGUGACUGCUGCGUUGCCCCCCAACCUGGUGGUGGCGCCCCCUGUGUGUGUGGGUGUAGCAGUGCCUCUGACCGCAGCAGCAGCAGUGCCUUCUGGGAGUGCAGGUCCCGUCAUGGCCGCCCUCGCCACUCCUCAGGUCACGCCCCCUGUGCCCGUCGCCCCCGGCGAGCCGCCCGCCCCGAAGAGAGACGCCCCUGCCCAGGCUACCCAGAAUGCAUCGCAGCCAACGUCAGCAGAGCAAGCGCAACUCCAACCACUGCCAGUGACCUCCUCCAUAGAGAGUGGUCACUCUGAUGUGGCAUCGGGCCUUAGUGAUGGUAACGAGGGUGCCAUGGCAACAGGCGGUCGUCAUGAGGGUCGCUCAACGAAGCGGGACAAGAGGAGGUCCGUCAGAAGUCGGUCACGUCACGACAAGCUGGGCAAGGCCAAACUCAACGUCCUCAACAUUUCCAACAUGGGGGAUCGUGUUGCUGAAUGCCAGCUGGAGACUCACAACAGGAAGAUGGUGACCUUCAAGUUUGACCUUGAUGGAGACAACCCGGAGGAGAUCGCCCAGAUCAUGGUGGAGAGUGAGUUCAUUCUGGAGAGUGAGAGGGAGUCGUUCAUUGAGCAGGUGCGUGAGGUCAUCGAGAUGGCUGACGAGAGAGGACUGGAGAGAGAGGGCGGCCAGCCUCCUGACCACGAACAGCAAGCACCUGAUGCAACUACACCCCCGACAGGUGUGUUGGCCAGUCUGGGGACUCAGGUGGUCCACUCAACUGGCCGCAGGUUCAUCGUGAGCCCCGUACCGGAGUCUCGUCUCCGAGAACAGUUCUUCAGCCCCACCAGCCCCCCCCUCGCCGAGGACCAGCCUACUGCAGCUCCUGCUGCUGCUGCUCUAGGGUCGGGUCUGUCCCAGUCUGCGUCUGCCGUGAGUCUGCAGCGGGCCUUCGCUGAGAUGCGUCAGGGGCAACAACAGUACGACCCCGGCCCCAGCACCGCCCCCCCCACCCUGCCUGGGGCAACUGGGGCAACAGAACCUCCUGUGUUCCCUCCCCCCUCCACCUCCCCCUCCCUCCCCUCCAUCUCCAUCUCUCCCUCCAUCCCCUCCUCCUCCUCCUCUCUGCCCUCUGCUCAAGCUGCCCCUCAGCUGCCCCUUGCCACCCAGCCUGCCAUGUCCACUGACCCUUCUGCUCCUGCGCCAGUUUCUGUUGCCCUCCUGCCCCCCAGCACAGCCAGCCUGCCCGCCGCCCCUCCGCCCACUGCCCCUGUUGCCCCUGUUGCCCCCGUCUCCAUCAGCAGCGUAGCUGCCCUCUCCGAUGUUGCCCCUGGCGCUGUGGUGCUGGCGGAGCUGCCCCUCUCUGCCCCUGCGGCGGCGGUGCCCACCACUGCCCUCCAGACGCCCCAGCUGAGCCCGCCCACCUCCACACUCUCAGCCACCCCGGCCCAGACGCAGGUGCCGUCUCUGCAGCCGGUGACCAGCAGCGUUCCGCUGGUGCAGCCCACUCCGGUCCACACACACCCGCAGCCGCACACACACACACACACACACACACUGCCCCAUUGUGGCGAGUGUGAGGCGGCCCUGGAGGCGCAGACCAAGGCCCCGGGCAUCGAGGACAUCCACGCCCUCGACCAGAAGCUGCGCUCGCUCUUCAUGGACCUUACCUCUGGCCCCGCCCCCUCCGAUGGCUCUGACCCCGCCCCCACGCCAGGCACCUCCUCCCCCACCGGCUCCAUUGUCGCGGCGACCGCCUCCCCGCAACCCCCCUCCACCCUCCCGCUGGCACCGCAGGGGCAACAAACGGGCCCCACUCUCCCCACGCCAGGCCCCGCCCCCACCUCCGCCACCUACAGCCAGGGCACGCCCGCCAAAACACCCCUAUCCAGAGUACCGGGUGUACCCAUGGGUAUGGACCAGGCUGUUACUCCUCCUGCUGAGUACCUGCCCCCCUUCCCAGGACCCUGCCAAGUUCAGUCCCAGCAGCCUCUUGAGGACCUUGAUGCCCAGUUGAGACGAGCCCUUAGCCCAGAGACUGUUCCCAUCAGCAACGCUCCUUCCCAGGCUGCAACUGGGAUGCCGGCUGGAGGACAGCCAGUGCCGUUCUCUAUGGAGGGGGAGGCUCCACCAGCUCCGGCUCCAGCAGCCUUCACACUGGGCAGAUUCCAGGUGUCCGUGGCAACAGAGGAGGGUUUGUCCCAGCUUCCCACCAGCUCAGCAGGCUCCUCCUCCACGACGUCAUCUUCCUCCUCCUCCUCCUCCUCCUCGCUGUCCAGCCCUGAGCACACGCUGCACAAGUCGUCCUCGCUGCGGCCAGUGCCGAGCCUGGACACGGUGGAUGGCCCGUCCCCUCACACACACGCGCACACACACACACACACCCCGGCCCCCGCACCGCCCCCGACCACCACUAUCGGCCGCUUCCAGGUGACCUCCACCGGCGACACGCGGGUCGGACGCUUCUGCGUCAGCCGCAGCCAAGACGAGGUCGUCACCCUGGCAACCGCCUCGCCCCACGCUCAGGAGCCGCCCUUGUCGCUAGGCAACGGGCCGCCCGCACACAGCCCUGAGGGGAGGAGCCUAAACAACUCCUUAAAGAACUCGUACCUGAGCAGCGACAACGACUCUGAGAUGGAGGACGAGGACUUCAAGAGAGAGAUCAGCCGCCUGAGAGACAAGCACAUGAAGGAGAUCCAGGCUCUACACGUGCGUCAGAAAGAGGAGAGAUCGACAGCUGUUCUCCUGCCUGGGAAGGUGCCCCCCACCAUCAACCCCCCCCUCGUGGUCCCCCCAGGUCGCAGGAGACGCCCCACCAAGACCAAGAGCAGCAAGUCCAGCAGGAGCAGCCAACAGUCAGUGGGCAGUACCCUGUCUGCCCAGAGUGCCCCAGUGGUGUUCCCGUCUCAGCCGGAGCUUGUUGCCCCCUCUGGGGUAACUGACAUGGGCAUCUGCCCCCUCAUGCAGCCCCUGCAGCCCUCCACCUCCAGCGAUGCACUCUGCUCUGCCUACACCAGCGACGCCGCACUGAGCGUGCCCAGUCUGUGUGCACCCACGCCAGGCUGUGUAAAGUUCAGCUGUGGGACGGAGAGGGUGACCUUCAAGCCGGUUGGCAGGAGGACGCGUUUUCUGAGUACGCCGUGCUUGGCUCUUUGGAAGAUGGUGAAAAAAGUGUGCCCCUGCAACCAGCUCUGUAGGACGAGCAGUACAACCGGCGCGGGGAGUGGGUCGCCCAGGGGGCCCCAGAGUGUCCAAGGCCAGCCAGCAGGGGCAGUUUCGAGCGCCGGACAGAGCCGCAAGGGCACCUUCACGGACGACCUGCACAAGCUGGUGGACAACUGGGCCCGCGACGCCAUGAGCCUCUCCCAGGGCAAGAGGAGCGCCAAGGGCUGCUGA
This is a messenger RNA of Alosa alosa (allis shad), 5823 nucleotides long. RefSeq names its product WNK lysine deficient protein kinase 1b (gene wnk1b). The annotation marks the transcript as partial. Gene Ontology annotation, molecular function: chloride channel inhibitor activity; ATP binding; potassium channel inhibitor activity. The record is from RefSeq and is a predicted model, not a curated record. Gene Ontology annotation, biological process: negative regulation of sodium ion transport; positive regulation of sodium ion transmembrane transporter activity; positive regulation of potassium ion import across plasma membrane. NCBI's taxonomy places the organism in Eukaryota, Metazoa, Chordata, Actinopteri, Clupeiformes, Clupeidae. The transcript is spliced from 30 exons. Gene Ontology annotation, cellular component: cytosol; cytoplasm.